AUGGACGCCUCCUCCCUCCGCAUCUCCAAGUUUGAUGGAACUAACUUCCACGCCUGGAAGUUCAAGAUGCAGAUGGUGCUGGAGGAACGGGACCUAUGGGAGGUCGUCAGCGGUGAGAUCAAGGCGGAACAGUGCGAGACUCAAUUGGACCAAGCGACGUACAAGAGGAAGUCAAGAAAAGCGAUGGCAGUGAUCUGUCUAGCCAUGGAAGAUUCCCAGCUACCGUUGGUCCGGUCGGCAAGUGGUGCAUGCGACGCAUGGUCAAGGUUGGAAGACCUCUUCGAGAAGAAGAGUCUUGCCAACAAGCUGUUCUUGCGCCGUCGCUUCUUCACGACAAUGAUGGAAGAAGGCGACGAUGUGCUCGAACACAUCAGCAAGCUCAAGACGCUGGCGGAACAGCUAGAAGCGGUGGGGGCUCCAGUCUGCGAGGACGAUCUGGUGAUCACACUCCUCGGCAGCCUGAGUGACUCGUAUCAAUUCUUGAUCACAGCUUUGGAGUCGCGCUCAGACACUCUUAGCUGGGAGCCCGUGACGUCUCGACUGCUUCAUGAAGAAAUGAAGCGGAAGGAGCAAGGAAGUAAAGGUGAUGAAGCUUCGCAAGGUCAAGCGUUCAUCACAAGGGACAAUCAGCGCAAAGGGCGACCAGUGAAGAAGUCCUGA
Molecule: messenger RNA, 660 nt
Organism: Peronospora matthiolae
Lineage: Eukaryota; Oomycota; Peronosporomycetes; Peronosporales; Peronosporaceae
Source: the annotation of a GenBank genome assembly